AAUUCGAACGGUUGCGCACGGUUGCGGGCAUCCGGGGCAUCCGUCGGUGAUCGUUUCCUCCCCGCUAGGUACUGGCACGAGGGAUGUUGCACGGCAUUGUUUUAUUCUUUUGGUAGGAUUUGCUGGGAUCUGCCAAGCGCUCCAGCUGGUUCUAUCGGAUUACACCUCAGUGAGGUUCGACCGUUGACCGCGUUGAUCGUCCUUGUAUAUUUUAUAAUAGGUAUAAACAUAAAUAAUAACCUAACCAUGGCACUAAACCCAUCGUACGAGGCCAUUGGGAAAGGCUUCGUACAGCAAUAUUACGCGCUCUUCGAUGACCCUAUACAAAGGCCAAAUUUAAUAAAUAUGUACAAUACGGAGUCGUCCUUCAUGACGUUUGAGGGCCUUCAAAUUCAAGGUGCUAUCAAAAUUAUGGAGAAGCUGACUAGUUUAAGUUUUCAAAAGAUUAAUCGAAUAAUAACGGCGAUCGAUUCGCAACCCAUGUUCGAUGGUGGUGUCCUGAUCAAUGUUCUGGGGAGGUUGCAGACUGAUGAGGAUCAGCCCCAUGCAUAUAUCCAGACAUUUGUCCUGAAGCCAAUCGGUACCAGCUUUUUCGUGCAACACGAUAUCUUCAGACUCGCGCUGCACGACACUGUCUAGGAACGUUCGAUACAGAUCUUCUGCAUCAAUCUACGAAUUGUGGUACAGGCUGAUGAGGAUCCGCCGCACGCCUUCUCACAGAUCUUUGUGCUGAAACCACUGGGGAAUUCAUUUUUCUGCCAGCACGAUAUCUUUCGUCUCGGCAUACACGACACUGCAUGAGAAGGAAAGCGACGGAAAGUGGUCGACUUGCUCAAAAGCGAAGCUCGAGCAAUGAUCGAGCCACGGUUACCCCCAGACACAGAGAUAAGUGAGCUUUCUCCCACUUUUUUCCUUUUUCUCUUUCGCCGAAGAGGCCUCGUGUCACCGCACUCGGAUGCCCAUCAUACCUUUCUAUCUAUAUAGAUACCAAUUUUUAUACAAAGAAUUUCUCGCUUACUACUACAUUGCAAAAUCAAGCGUGUUAACAAUAAAUGAUGCAAGUUUAGUAACCGUAUGGCGUUUCUCAAUUUCCUCGUUUGUAUUGACGUCUAGGUCGAGAGUGAAGUCUCAACAGAGAUGGUGAUCUCUAUCGUAACGAUAAGUCCACAUUAUUUGGUGCAUAGCACAAAGUGUUUCGUUCGACAGGACUGCUAAAUUUUUGUAACAUAUUUCUUAGCAUCUUAGUGCUACGUAUUUUUGUAAUUCAAGAGUUAAUGUUAAAAUACAUUGUACGUAACC
Messenger RNA from Orussus abietinus, 1299 nucleotides. RefSeq names its product probable nuclear transport factor 2 (gene Ntf-2). Gene Ontology annotation, cellular component: nuclear pore central transport channel. The transcript has 5 exons. NCBI's taxonomy places the organism in Eukaryota, Metazoa, Arthropoda, Insecta, Hymenoptera, Orussidae. The coding region runs from base 247 to 639 and encodes 130 amino acids. Gene Ontology annotation, biological process: protein import into nucleus. The record is from RefSeq and is a predicted model, not a curated record.